Messenger RNA from Varroa destructor (honeybee mite), 1336 nucleotides. RefSeq lists its product as uncharacterized. The record is from RefSeq and is a predicted model, not a curated record. NCBI's taxonomy places the organism in Eukaryota, Metazoa, Arthropoda, Arachnida, Mesostigmata, Varroidae.
UGUGACUCGACAAAGGUAAAUCGGAUAGUGCUACAAAACAAAUUGAGCAAAGUGCGACGAUUCGGAACGUGUACGGUUGAUAAAUACUGUGCGAUAGAUCGAUUAAGGCCUCAACACCUCGUUUUGACUAUAGCUUUAGUUGGAUGUUACUUACAAAGGGAUAUAUCUCGCGUGUGAAGUGGAAAACGGUGCAACCUAGCUAUUUCAAAUAACUAGAACUGGUUUCCUAUAUCCGUACCUUAAACGCAAGAACUACCAUGAGUGCUUCAGGGUAACGGCCACAUAGGCAGUUAAUGGUUCUGUAAGGAAUUACCGUAUAACCCCUAUUUUAUUGCUGGCGAAGAGAUGCAAUGCAAGGGCAGCGUGGGGCGCAUCAGCCAAGUAUCAAAGCAUUAGACGUGAAAGCUGUCACGAAGGGUGUAAUACGGCAGUAAGUGAACCUUGUCACUACCAGACAUUUUCGCACAUCGAACCCCGAGGGGGAUCUCGAUCACAGGAUGUGGUGGUGGCCGGGAAAUGGCUUAGCGACCAUUCGGAUCAGUUGGAAAUGCGCUUUCGGAAGAAACACGUUCGUGGAGACGAUCCUCCUGUUAGUGUUAGUAUCUUGCGGACGGGUGACAAGAAGCUGGGCGGCCAUCCUUUACCUCAGCGUACCUCGAACAAUCAACGUAGAUCAAAUAAACGAGGCAAUUCUUGACUGCCAGUACGAUUAUUCGCACAAUCUUGACGACUUUCUGGUUGUCAAAUGGUUUUUGAAUGACAAUGAACAGCCGAUCUACACCUGGCUACCGCACUCCAAUUCCCGAGCUUUCCACCCACUCUACGAAACGUUCAUCGAUAAAACUUACACAUUUUCAGCGGAAAGGACAUAAGGCUAUACCGUGAAGUCCGAACGCCUGUGAUUUCGACAAAGCCGUUGAAGUAUUCCUCUGCACUGAAAAUUUUUUUUUAACUAUAUUUAGUUCUACUCUACUAGUAUUGCAUUUCGAUACACAUUCUUUUAAUGACUGCUAGCUAUGAGAUCUACCGCGGGAUCCGGUUCUCUCAUCUUCAUCCGAAUUUGACUGGCAUAUACCUCUGCAGCGUCUCGUCGAAAUGGGGACAUUUUGAGGAACGGAAACCGAUGACUCUGUAUAGUGAGUUGCUGAUUGAUUAUUUAUGAAUUCUUCUUGUACUGACUGGGAGCUUCAUAGGGGGUCAUCUAUACUGUGUCUAGCGUUUCCGUUUUCGGCUUCAAAUUUCCGAUUCAUAUAUGAUUUCUGUAUAAUUAAAGGGUGAUUAAUUUAAUUCAAAAGAGUAGAUUAAAUAUAUACUAAAGAACAAGUCCUAUUUGCAU